Sphaeramia orbicularis (orbiculate cardinalfish) is the source of this 4454-nucleotide messenger RNA. RefSeq names its product tau tubulin kinase 2a (gene ttbk2a). Lineage: Eukaryota; Metazoa; Chordata; Actinopteri; Kurtiformes; Apogonidae. The transcript has 16 exons. Gene Ontology annotation, molecular function: ATP binding; protein kinase activity. The record is from RefSeq and is a predicted model, not a curated record. Bases 393 to 4121 code for a protein of 1242 amino acids. Gene Ontology annotation, biological process: protein phosphorylation.
GCACGCAGAGUUAAAGGCUGACGAUCAUCACACAGAGUCGUCACGUCACGGAUCCGCAGCGACCGAUAAGAGAUGCUGAGGUGACAGGCAGGCAGGCAGCAGAAGGAGAAAGGGGCCGAUCACGCACUCGCACACUCAUUCCCCCACGCCGCGUCCGUCGGUAAUCCCCGUCCCUUGUCCCGUGGACGCGCCGCUGCUAUGGGCUUCAGCUCCAUGUUGUCCCCGCCGCCGCCGCCUCCAAACGGACUGGAUUUUUUCUAACCACACCCGGCGGCUCAAGGAUUGGCAGCGAAAGACCCGAGGGUUCUCUGUCAGGGGCUCAGAUGCCUGGCCCAGUCUGAGGUGGAGGUGGGAGGAAGCAGCGAGGACAGCGUCCCUGGUCCACAGACGGGAUGAGCGGGGGGGCGGAGCAAGCUGACAUACUGAGCGUGCUCUCCCUGGUCAAGGAACGAUGGAAAGUGGUGAAGAAGAUCGGGGGUGGUGGUUUUGGGGAGAUCUACGAGGCGUUGGACCUGCUGACGCGGGUCAGCGUGGCACUGAAGGUGGAGUCUGCUCAGCAGCCCAAACAGGUGCUCAAGAUGGAGGUGGCUGUGCUCAAGAAGCUCCAGGGUAAAGACCACGUAUGUCGCUUUGUUGGAUGUGGCCGCAAUGACCGCUUCAACUAUGUUGUGAUGGAGCUUCAGGGCCGUAACCUUGCAGACCUGAGGAGGAGUAUGACCCGGGGGACGUUUAGCAUCAGCACUACUCUGCGUUUAGGUCGCCAAAUCCUGGAGGCCAUAGAGAGCAUCCACUCUGUGGGGUUCUUGCAUCGUGACAUUAAACCGUCCAAUUUUGCCAUGGGUCGUUUUCCAAGCACUUGUCGAACCUGCUACAUGCUGGACUUCGGUUUAGCUCGCCAGUUCACCAACUCUUGUCAGGAGGUCCGACCUCCCCGUCCAGUUGCAGGGUUCAGAGGAACAGUCCGCUAUGCAUCUGUCAAUGCGCAUAAGAAUAAAGAGAUGGGGCGUCACGAUGACCUGUGGUCCCUCUUCUACAUGCUGGUUGAGUUCUUGGUCGGUCAGUUGCCGUGGAGGAAGAUCAAGGACAAAGAGCAUGUGGGGAAACUGAAGGACACCUAUGACCAUCGUCUGAUGCUCAAACACCUGCCGGCUGAGUUUGGCGUGUUCUUGGAACACAUCUCCAGCCUCGACUACUUCACCAAGCCUGACUACCAGCUGCUGAUGUCAGUGUUUGACAACAGCAUGAAAACUUACAAUGUUGUUGAGAAUGACCCCUAUGACUGGGAGCGGACCGGCACAGAUGGUACCCUGACAAUCAGCGCCAGUGCCACUACACCCCAGCAUCAUACCCGUCUCACUCCAGCACACAUGGGUAUGGCCAAUGCCUCUCUGAUCCCUGGUGACCUGAUGAGGGAGAACACAGAUGAGGUUCUGCAGGAUGAGCAGCUCAGCGACGUGGAGAACAAUCCUGCUCCUGAGCGCCUGCCGGGCUCUCCCAUCCAUCAUCACCGCAACCAGGAAGCCGACGUCUGGGAGGAGCUUGAUCGUAACCGCAAUCGCAUCAGGACUGCAGUCUGGAAGGCUGGAACGGAGGAGGAACAUAGCAACAACCAGGGAAACCAAGGCCAGCAGAGCCCCUAUGCCGGGCCCAGUCUGGGCUCCCCAGUGAAAGUGCACUCAGAGGUGGCAGCUUCAGAUCGAGACGGCCCUCUGCUGAGGAAGCUCCGCAACAUCCACAGCUUUGAGCUGGAGAGGAGGCUGGGCCUGGAGUCCAAGCCCAGUCCAGAGCGCUUCCUAGAGGCCUGCACUACCAAGCAGCACCUUGGAUCUCAACAGCAGGAGAAAGAGGCCGACGGGGCUGCGAUCAUCCCAGUAACUCAGGGUCAAGCGCUUCCUGCUGGAGAGCGCCCUGAUCGGGUCUGGCACUACGACGAGGAGUUCCUGUCAGGUGGCGGUUCACCUAAGCCAGCGUCCCCUGGAUCUCUGGAGCAGGGAGAGGGGGCAGCCAGCAGUGGGGGCUUUGUGGCCCUUAAUCUGAGUUCUGGGAGGCAGGACAUUGACUCAAGGGAGUGGGUCAUGGUGGAGCAGCCCAACGGUUCAGCAGGGGCUAAGGCUACCACCAGCCCAUCUGAGGAGGAGGAGGAAGAGCCCGAGGUGCUCCAGCCGGGAGAAAAUUCUCCUGGGUGGGGAAAGGGCAGUCCGAGCCCUAGCUCUGGAAAAGGUAAACGAGAAAGCCUGGCUUCCUCCAAGGGGAGUGCAAAAGUGGACAAGCUGGAGCUUAGUGUGGGCCCUGCAGGGGUUCUACCCCCUGUCACUCCCACUAGUCCAGCUGAAGCUCUGGCUGAGGGAGUACUGACUCAGUUCCCCACUUCUCCUCCGUCACUGCCCGAGGAGGUUGCAGCCCGGAUGUCCAGCCCCAUCCCUCUACGUUCUCCCAGCCCUCACACUCUCCUGACCACCCUGUCGGACCCGCUGCACCAGCGCCAACUGCCGGGCAUGAGGCGCAGCCAAUCUGCCGACCAUCAGCAGCAAGAACGCCCCUCCUCUUCCUCUUCCUGCCACGCCUCCCUACCACUACCGCCAAACCCCACCCCCGGCACCCGCUCACCCAGUCGUAGGAAACUUCCGGCCAUCCCGGCGGGUGCUUCCAACACCAAGUUUCCCUCAGUCAUACGUAUCACUCGUGCCCAGCUUCAGCAGCUGACAGCUCAGCGUCCCUCUGUGCUGUCCUCACAGUCAGGAUCAGACAGUGCUCCACAGUGCCUCCUUCUGGAGAGGCGUGGUGAAGCUGAGGCUGAAACUCAGCACAUCCAGGAGCACACAGCGGACAUCAACUCCCCCCAGGACCAACUGCCCACCCAUCCAGGGACUCCCACAGACCCCUUGGCUGAGACGCUGGUCAAUGGAGACAGCCACACCAAAGCUCAGAGCCCCGUGCCCAGCCGGGUGUCCUCCCCCCGUUCUCCCCGCUCGCCACGCUCACCUCCGCCACGCUCGCCUUCCUCUCCACGCUCUCCUCGCACUCCUCGUUCCCCCCGCAGCCCUUUGUUCGCCAAUGGUGACCCCUCACCCCUGGUUGACAGCCAAAAGGAAUUAACUAAUUUUCCCAAGCUGAAAGACACUGAGAAGGAUUCGACCCCCUGUGCGACGGAGCUGCAGCUAAAGGAGGAGCCCAUUGGAGAAGUGAACCAUGUUCCAGAGCAGUCCACUGGUCCAGCCUCCUCUCCUCCUCCUGCCCCCCGUAAAGACCCCAGCCGCAGACAAAGUCGCAUACCUGUGCUUGAGCCUUCUAGCCUACUGGAGAUCCCUGCUCCGGGCUCCGCCAAGGAGAAGCUCCUGCAGAAGAAAGCCAGCCACCACGGCCCGGUCCCCUCUCCCACUGCGUCACCGUCCCUUUCUGACAGGCGUGGUCCCAUGGUGGCCUCUCUGGCUCGGGACCCGCUGUCCUCCACCUCUGACCGCUCUCAGGAAGAGGACUCCCUCAUGGGCUCCCGUUCUGACCGGCAGGGCGAUGACGCUCCAUCCCUCUCCUCCUCCUCUAGCCCACUGUCCCGCAAGAGCCGGAUCCCUCGUCCGGUCCAUCCCGCUUCCUCUGCUGAGCAGCUGGCUGCGCAAUUCCUGCCACACCCACCUCCUGGAAAGCCGCCUUGCCGCCCCACAGUGGAGGGCAGACUUAGGCGUUACCGGAUUCGAGCCGGCAGCAACAGUGACUCAGACCUCCUGACAUGCCUUGCCCAGCUGGUGCACGGCUCCCGCGGCUCCCCGCUUCACCACCGCUCCUCGGCCCAGCACGGGGGCUCCAGGAUGGGCAUCUGCAGCCUGACCAGCUCUCCGCACCACCACCGCAGCUCUAGUGCUUCCCCACGUAGCUCCUCCUCCCUGCAGCGCUCCGUCAGCUCCUCUCCCUCCCGCCACGAGCACCGUAGCGGCGGAGGAGGAGGGGGCUGCCUGGGCCGCAGCCGCUCCCCUCCCAGCUUCUCCGGUUCGCCGCCUCCCCGCCGCUUCUACCCACACCAUCAGGAGACUUGCUGCAGCCGCCAAGCCCGCACCAGCCCCUUCCACCUGUCCAGGGGAAAAGGGUGCAGUCGAGAGGGCAAGUACUCCAGCAAGCUAAGCAGAUAGUCAGCCACCAGGCCACAGCAGAGGAUGGGAAGACUCCAGGCAGGAUAGGGUGAAAAGCCUGAGUCUUCCUGUUUUAACUAUUAUACAUCCAAGUCCCAUUCUUUUACUAUUCUGUCUGAACAUGCAGGGCUGGGCGAUACGACGAAAAGUAUGAUUAUAAUAAUAAUUUUUUCUACAAUGAUCAAUACUGAUAUUCAGAACUAUAUAAUUUGAGAAUGCUGCCAUCUCGGUAAUACCUGAAAGCUAAAGAAGGAGGGUUUAAUUGGCUAAACUUCAGAAUCACUUCAGAAGGGAGCUUUUUUUUUUCAUCCUCUCGGUAUGAUGACAGAUGUA